Molecule: messenger RNA, 696 nt
Organism: Ophidiomyces ophidiicola
Lineage: Eukaryota; Fungi; Ascomycota; Eurotiomycetes; Onygenales; Onygenaceae
Exons: 2
Coding region: 1-696 (231 amino acids)
Cellular component (GO): mitochondrion
Molecular function (GO): acetylpyruvate hydrolase activity
Source: RefSeq, a predicted model, not a curated record
AUGCGUAUGUCCCACAAAACUUCACCCCCAGGCAGCUUCGUUGACAGCAAUCGCAGAGACCAUAUCGCCGAGCUGAACAACACCCGUCCCAAGAAGCCGUUCUUUUUCCUCAAGCCCACCACCUCCCUCCUCACGACUGGUACAGGCAAUGUUAUCAGGCCAAAAGGUGUACGCCUUCAUUAUGAAGUUGAACUAGGCCUAAUCAUGGGCCAACGGCUCCGGGAUUCUGAUCCCAACGACGAGACGACCGCCAUGAACGCCAUUUCUGGCUACGUGGUUGCCAUCGAUAUGACUGCCCGUAACGUCCAAGACUCCGCCAAACGCGCCGGCCUCCCCUGGUCUAUCGCCAAGGGCUUUGAUACCUUCUGUCCGAUCAGUAAUUUCAUUCCCAAGUCUGCCAUUCCGGAUCCCCAUAACGCCACUCUCCAUUUGUCCGUGAACGACGCCGUGCGUCAGAAUGAUAGCACUGGGUUGAUGUUGUAUCGCAUCCCGCGCAUCCUAUCUGAGAUAUCAAUGGUGAUGACACUGGAACCGGGAGAUGUUGUCCUAACCGGUACGCCGAAAGGCGUUGGUGAGGUGAAGCAUGGGGAUGUGAUGAAGGCCGGUAUAAAGGUGGAUGAAAAGGCGGUGCCCGAAGCGGGUAUUGAGGUUGCUGUGAGAGACUCGGAAGGGAAAUUCGAGUUUGGAGAGUUCUGA